UAGCAUCAGUCGGGGAGAGAGGGAGAGCGUGCGAAGUCGAGCGCGGGAAACCUGCCGACGCCAUCGCCGAACCCGCGUCUCUCCGUCCGCCCGCCUCUCCCUCGACGCCUCCCUCGCCCGCCGUGUGUGCUUCUGCGUUUCUCUUCCGUCUCCUUCCCCCCUCUCUCUCUCCCUCUCUCUCUCUCUCCCUUUCUCUCUCUCUGUGUGUUUCUUGCGGUUGUUUCUCUCCCUCUCUCUUCCUUCCUUUUCGGUUCGAUUCUUGUUUUUUUUCUAUCUCUCUCUUCUUUUUUUUAAUUCUUUUUCUCUCACUCUCGAUUCUUUCUCGUUUGGGGGCGCACCAGAAGAAGGCUCGCUGCCCUCUCUCUCUCUCACACCGAGGAAAACGUACGCCCUUUUCCUCUCGCUCUCUCUCUCUCUCUCACCUUCUCUCUCUUCUCUUUUCUCUCUCUCUCAUUCUCCCUCCCUCUCUCUCCCUCUCUCUCUCUCUCUCUCUGCGUUUUGUCUCUCCGGGGCCCUUCCUGUCUUCGGAUUAUGCGUUGGGUGUGACGCGCGCGCGUGUGUGUGCGUGUGAGAGGAAGAUGUCGGUGCAGAAUUACGAGAAAAUCGAGAAAAUCGGCGAAGGAACUUAUGGCGUCGUGUACAAGGCACAGGACCGGGCGAGCAAGAGGAUCGUGGCGCUCAAGAAAAUCCGCCUCGAGAAUGAAGCAGACGGAGUUCCCAGCACGGCUCUAAGAGAGAUAGCCUUACUCAAGGAACUCGACCAUGAUAAUAUUGUACGACUGCUGGAUGUGGUGUAUGGGGACCACAAGUUGUACAUGGUGUUUGAAUAUCUGAAUCAGGAUCUGAAGAAGCUCUUUGAUGAAAGCCGUGGAGGAUUACCAUUGGAUCUGGUGAGGAGUUACAUGCAGCAGCUGUUACGAGGCAUUGCAUUCUGCCAUGCUAAUCGUAUUCUCCAUCGAGACCUGAAGCCGCAAAACCUUCUUAUAGAUGCUAGAGGGUCAAUCAAGCUGGCAGAUUUUGGAUUAGCAAGAGCAUUCUGCCUGCCUUUGAGGGUGUACACACAUGAAGUCGUAACCUUGUGGUACCGUGCCCCAGAGAUUCUCCUCGGUGCCAAAAACUAUUGUACCGCAGUUGAUAUGUGGAGCCUGGGUGCCAUUUUUGCUGAGAUGUUGACAAGGAAAGCGCUCUUCCCGGGCGAUUCAGAAAUAGACCAGCUGUUCCGCAUCUUCCGCACUCUGGGAACUCCCGGAGAGGAAGAUUGGCCAGGCGUGACCCAGCUCCCCGAUUAUAAGAGUUCUUUCCCACGGUGGGAGGUUGAUGCUGAAAGCUCCAUAGCCCAGCUGGUUCCAUUGCUGAAUGAAGAGGGACGGUGCUUACUCUUGGCUAUGCUGAAAUAUGACCCACGGCAGCGAAUUACUGCAAAGUCGGCCCUUUAUCACCCAUUCUUCGAACCUCUCCCAUCUACUGGCCAAGUUCUUGUCCCACCAAAUCUUAGGUGAUCAGAAACAAGGCCUUCAAGAAUUUUUUUUUUUACGGAAUUGUUAUGCAAAAAAAUGUUGCUUAUCAUUUUUUUUAAUGCGUAUCAUUUGAAGAAUAUUGUAUAGGUUUACACUAUUCUUGCAUUUUGAUAUUUUGACCACGUAUAGGUCUAGAGGUUUCGCGCAUCUACUGUGCUUUUUAUAUAGAAUACAAAUAGCUUUUUUACCCAAAGUUCUACAAACCUUUCCUUUUUUUUAUAUGCUGAUAUUUGUAAAUAUACUAUAUAAGGUCCAAGCUUUUGUGCUUUUAUGUAUAGAAAGGAAAAUGUUAAUUUUUACCAAAAGUUCCAGGAUCUUGUUUCAAGGAAGGGAGUAUAAAUUGCUAUUUUUGCAAAAAGUUUCGAGUCUUUUUAUAUUAAAGAAUAUUAUGAAUUGAGAAAAUCAUGUAUUUUUCAAAUCUAUCAAGUCUGGCUGUGAAUAUUAGAAUAAGAAAUAAUAGAUUA
Messenger RNA from Penaeus chinensis, 1981 nucleotides. RefSeq names its product cyclin-dependent kinase 2-like (gene Cdk2). Gene Ontology annotation, biological process: regulation of G2/M transition of mitotic cell cycle; regulation of gene expression; G1/S transition of mitotic cell cycle. Gene Ontology annotation, cellular component: nucleus; cytoplasm; cyclin-dependent protein kinase holoenzyme complex. The record is from RefSeq and is a predicted model, not a curated record. The transcript is spliced from 6 exons. NCBI's taxonomy places the organism in Eukaryota, Metazoa, Arthropoda, Malacostraca, Decapoda, Penaeidae. Gene Ontology annotation, molecular function: ATP binding; cyclin binding; cyclin-dependent protein serine/threonine kinase activity. Bases 579 to 1499 code for a protein of 306 amino acids.